Molecule: messenger RNA, 1700 nt
Organism: Telopea speciosissima
Lineage: Eukaryota; Viridiplantae; Streptophyta; Magnoliopsida; Proteales; Proteaceae
Product: kinesin-like protein KIN-14B
Exons: 11
Biological process (GO): microtubule-based movement
Molecular function (GO): microtubule binding; microtubule motor activity; ATP binding
Source: RefSeq, a predicted model, not a curated record
ACCUCUGGGAGCUAGAAAGGAUUUUCAGUUCAGUUCCUUUGUUCAUCUAAUCGGCUCUUUAGCUUGUUUUGUUAGUUUUCCUUUCCUGGGAUUGUCAGUAGAGAGAUUAUUGUCUGAGAUCUAGGGUUUGGACAGACGAUAAUGGCGGAACAGAAGAAAUGGAGCUGGGAGGUCCCUGGAUUCGAACCUCGGAAGUCAUCUGAGCGUGAUGAUCAUACGCCUGCUCCUCUGAUUCGGAGGUACUCGAUUUCGACGUCAUCGAUUCUGUCGCAGUCUGACUCCUCGAAGAAUGGUUUAGCUGCCAAAGUUCAGAAAUUGAAGGAACAAGUGAAGCAUACGAGAGAAGAUUACAUGGAGUUGAGACAAGAAGCCAAUGACCUGCAGGAGUACUCUAAUGCAAAACUUGAUCGAGUUACACGCUAUUUGGGUGUUCUUGCUGAUAGGACUCGUAAGCUUGAUCAAAUUGCCCUUGAAGCUGAAGCUAGAGUUUCACCACUGGUCAAUGAGAAAAAAAGGUUGUUCAAUGAACUGUUUACUGCUAAAGGAAACAUUAGAGUAUUUUGUCGUACAAGGCCACUAUUUGAAGAUGAAGGCUCAUCAAUAGUGGAGUUUCCUGACGAUUUCACCAUCCGUAUUAACACUGGUGAUGAUUCUUUAUCCAACUCAAAGAAAGACUUUGAAUUUGAUAGGGUGUAUGGACCGUAUGUUGGGCAAGGGGAGCUCUUCCAUGAUGUUCAGCCAUUUGUGCAGUCAGCUUUGGAUGGCUAUAAUGUUUCUAUAUUUGCUUAUGGGCAAACUCAUUCUGGAAAGACACAUACCAUGGAAGGAUCUAGUUAUGAUCGUGGUCUGUAUGUUCGAAGUUUUGAGGAGCUGUUUGAUUUAUCCAACUCAGAUACAACUUCUGCUUCUCGAUUUAAUUUUUACGUUACAAUAGUUGAACUCUACAAUGAACAGGUGCGAGAUAUGCUAUCCGAAACUAGAAGCAGUCUACCAAAGGUCCGCAUGGGACUGCCGGAUUCUUUUGUAGAACUUGCCCAAGAGAAGGUUGAGAAUCCUCUGGACUUCUCUAAAGUUGUCAAAGCAGGUCUUCAAUAUCGAGGAACUGAUAUGGCAAAAUUCAACGUUUCUCAUUUGGUGAUCACUAUUCAUAUACACUAUAGCAAUUGGAUCACUAGGGAAAAUAUGUACAGCAAGCUUUCUCUUGUUGAUUUGGCUGGAAGUGAAGGUUUGCUGGUGGAAGAUGCUAGUGGAGAGCAUGUAACAGAGUUGCUGCAUGUGACCUAUUCACUUUCAGCAUUGGGGGAUGUUUUAUCUUCUUUGACAUCUAAGAAGGAUAUUGUACCUUAUGAAAACUCAAGACUUACAAAAAUGCUCGCAGACUCACUAGGUGGAAGCUCAAAGACUCUGAUGAUUGUCAAUGUCUGUCCUAAUACAUCAAAUCUGUCUGAGACUUUAUCCUCCCUCAAUUUGUCUUCAAGAGCUCGCAAUGCUGAGCUAAGUCUUGGUAAUCGAGAUACCAUUAAGAAGUGGAAAGAUGUUGCAAAUGAUGCACGCAAGGAAUUAUAUGAAAAGGAAAAGCAAAUCUGUGAUCAAAAGCAAGAAUUGGUGGGACUAAAGCAGGCACUAAAAGAUGCUAAUGAUCAGUGUGUCCUGCUGUUCAAUGAAGUCCAGAAGGCUUGGAAAGUUUCUUUUACACUGCA